AUGACCUUCAUCCUCCUUUUUGUAGUAAUUAUCCUGCUCAGUGUGGUUCUUACCAUAGGAAGAGGAGCUACAGCUCAUGCUGGCGGUCUUUGCCUCGAGACCUACAAUUCACAACAACCAGAGCUAGCAGAGCUAGGAGAAAGUCACCAUAGCCACGAAUCACAUAACAAUAUGCUCUGGAAAGACUGCGGCAGUAGCGGCGAAGAGGCACAAGCCAAGGGAUGUGUCUUCGAUGUAAUACUCGUAGCAUGGUUGCAACCGGAAUGCUUCGAUUCAGAGCUACACGAGGCGUAUCUCUCAGACCAUGACUAUCCUUUCUGGCUCGAUAGGAGCCUUCAAACACCCACAGACUUGGCAGAAGUCAGGCUAGGAAAGCACACAACUGUCUACUCAUCUUCGGAGUUUCAUCUUGCUCAUUGUGCCUACUUCUUGGAACAGUCGGUCAGAGGGUUUAGAAGAGGGGGAAUGGUGGAUAAUGUUACAUUAGAUAACGAGCACACGGAGCAUUGUGCCAGAAGCCUGAGAGAUCAAUGGCUUCCAGGGAUUGGGUUCUCUCCUUUGCACAUGGACUACCAUUCAUGCGGUAUGCCUCGAGGAUUUGUUGAAUCAGAAGCUUGA
Botrytis byssoidea is the source of this 618-nucleotide messenger RNA. RefSeq lists its product as uncharacterized. The record is from RefSeq and is a predicted model, not a curated record. The coding region runs from base 1 to 618 and encodes 205 amino acids. NCBI's taxonomy places the organism in Eukaryota, Fungi, Ascomycota, Leotiomycetes, Helotiales, Sclerotiniaceae. The transcript has a single exon.